This is a messenger RNA of Vidua macroura (Pin-tailed whydah), 588 nucleotides long. Its product is annotated as synapsin-1-like. Gene Ontology annotation, biological process: neurotransmitter secretion. Gene Ontology annotation, cellular component: synaptic vesicle membrane. The record is from RefSeq and is a predicted model, not a curated record. Lineage: Eukaryota; Metazoa; Chordata; Aves; Passeriformes; Viduidae. The transcript is spliced from 5 exons. The coding region runs from base 7 to 588 and encodes 193 amino acids.
CCCGUGAUGGAUUUCCUGCGGCGCCGCCUCUCGGACGGGAAUUUCCUGGCGGGGGGGGGAUGGGGGGAUGGGGGGGAUGGGCGGGGACCCCCCCCCAGCUGGGGAGGGGCGGGGAGACCCCCCCGGACCCCUCCCCCCACGGCGCCGCUGCUGCUCGUGAUCGCCCCCCCCGGCACGGACUGGGUGAAACCCUUCAAGGGCAAAUCCGUGCACGGGGACGUGGAGCUGAGGGUGGAGCAGCUUUGGGGCGGGACUGAGGGAUCCCAGGAGGUUUUGGGGGGCCCCAGGCGGUUUUUGGGGUGUCCCCCCCUGGAUUUUGGGGUCCCCCAGGCCCAGUUCUCGGAGCUCUCCUUGGCCGCCUCCACCCACGGCGCCCUCAGCGUCACCAUCGACCCCCCCCGGGGGGGCUCCAGGAGGGUGCGCCCCGAUUUUGUGCUGGUGCGGGAGGAGCCCGAGGGGGGGGCGGGGGGCGCCCCCCGCAGGCUCCUGGUGGGAUUGCACCUGGGGGGGGUCCCCGGCAGCGACCCCCUCCCCACCGUGUACGGCUUCAGCCACGCCCCCUGCCUGGUGCCGGGAACUGGGCCAUGA